AUGGGUGUAGAAAUAGUGGAGUCUCAUGAAAGAUAUUUAGGGUUGCCAACCUACGUGGGACGUAAGAAAACAGCAACUUUUCAGUACAUAAAGGAUAAUUUGGCCAAGAAGUUAAAGAGUUGGCAAGGGAAAAUGCUUAGUGGAGCAGGAAAGGACAUUCUAAUCCGGGUUGUAGCUCAGGCCCUUCCUACAUAUGCCAUGAGUGUGUUUCAAUUAACAAAGAAUUUUUGUGAGGAUUUGGAACUAAUGUGUGCAAGGUUCUGGUGGGGGAGUACAGAUGAUAAAAGAAAGAUACAUUGGAAAUCUUGGGAGAAGCUUUGCCUUCCUAAAGAAGAGGGAGGUUUGGGAUUUCAAAGUCUAUCUGAUUUCAACCUAGCUAUGCUUGCAAAGCAAGCUUGGAGGUGCCAAUAUAGCUCAGGAAACUUUCUUGUGAGUAAAGGAAGGCCAGUAUGGGGGUUGCUCUCAGCUGAGCAUGCUGAACUUCUCUCAUGCAAGGAGGCAUUGGAGCUUAUAAUUGAGCCGUCCUUGCAGCCUGCAAUUGUGGAGACAAAUUCUUUGGUUAUUAAACAGCAGCUAUCUAGUUCUGGAGUUAACUUGUCUAGACUAGGGCGUAUAUAUGAAGACCUAGGAGUGUUGUUGGAAGCAUUGCCUAAUGUUCGGAUAGUGCAUAUAAGAAGAGAUGCAAAUAAGGCAGCUCAUCUAAUGGCUGCACAGGCAUCUGCUACAGGCCAAGCUCUCUUUUAUUCUUCUGUUCCUUCUUUUCUUCAUGAGGUUAUUACUCAUGAACUUUGUAGUCACUAG
Rosa chinensis is the source of this 801-nucleotide messenger RNA. RefSeq lists its product as uncharacterized. The record is from RefSeq and is a predicted model, not a curated record. Bases 1 to 801 code for a protein of 266 amino acids. Gene Ontology annotation, molecular function: nucleic acid binding; RNA-DNA hybrid ribonuclease activity. NCBI's taxonomy places the organism in Eukaryota, Viridiplantae, Streptophyta, Magnoliopsida, Rosales, Rosaceae. The transcript is spliced from 2 exons.